AUCAGGUCAUCAAGAGCAAAAACGAAAAAUAAUAAAUAUACCUACGUGAUUUUAGGUUUUCAGCACCCGAAAUAAUACAUUUAGCAGUAUAUAAUUAAAACUUUGUUUACCGUACUUCAGUAAUUCGGUAGAAAGUUUUCACGUUAUAGCCUAGAAACGAUUGGCUUAGAAUGUUUAUGUUGAAAAGUGGUAACUGUAAAAGGAACUUUAAAAAUUAAGAAAAACAUUGAAAGGAUAAACGCGCUGGGUUUCAACAGCGUUUAAUUUUUUUUGGAAAGGUCAGUUAGUAUGUUGCCGCUUCUAAAAGACACGGAUGAAAUCCUUAGCCCGUUGACGAUUGGGUUGCUUGCUCUAAUCAUUGUUUACUUCGCUUGGCGUUCAACGUAUGUACGAGACGAUCGCCCCAACUCACAGGGCACAGUUCUAGUCAUUGAAAACAACUUGCGACGACUAAAUCAUAUCACACAAGAACCGGUCACUAUAAACAUACUACGUAGUUCAUCACAGCAAUCAAAUAUCUCCAACGUCACGGAAACAGAAGAACUUGAUUUGGAGAACGACAGCAUAGCAUCGUCCAUCGACAACAUUACUCAAUCGAUCCUGACGGAGGCGUCUGAAUCAGCCACUGGCCUGGAUAUUAGUGACUCGGAAACUUAUCCCAGCACGUCAAUAACCAGGAACAACUUAGAUGAUAUCGAUUCGGGACCAGAGGAAAUAAUUAGACAAAUGGACCAUCAUGAUUCAGAUGACCAUAUUUCUACUGCUCCACAGGAGCAAAUAACAUCUACAAGUUUUGCCGGAAUCGAUGGCGUACGGCAGCAGGUAAACACCCAGGGGUGUGAUACAAAAAGUAUCGGUUCUAAUGGCGAACAAAAUGAAUCGCGACCAACCAAGGAAACAUUGCAGUCGAAACGUAUUAGAAUAAAAUUGAAGUACUUGAACGAUGAUUCUAGGUUGGUAGAAGGUGAUCUAACCGAGAAGGUUGGAGAUUUCAAAAAACGUAAUUUUUCUAUUGAAUUAGCAGCAAAAAAGCUUGUUCGGUUGGUAUUUAAUGGACAUGUCUUACAACCGGAUUCAAAAACUUUAGCUGCAUGUGGAUUAUUUGACAACUGUGUUGUUCAUUGUUUAAUCCAUAACCCAAAGCCUCAGCUAAGCAGCAUUGAGGCAAAUGAAUCUAGCACUAAUCCUAUUAGGGACACUGAAGGGACCGGAAAUGGUAUACCAAAUGCUGUUAAUCCUGAUGGAGUUGGAUUUAGAAGCAUGGAUCGGGAUAACUGGACACGCUAUGGAACAUACUUUAUCUAUAUUGGCACCUUUAUUCUAUCCGCAACUAUUUCCUAUUGCUGGUACUGUAGAUUUCAUUACGGUCAUCUGUUCAACCUAAAUUCAACGAUUGGUCUGAUUGUUACAACUACAAUUUUUCUAAUAAUGAUGCCAACAAUAAUUCUUACUGAGAGCCAUUCAGCUAACUAGAUUCUUACUAUAUCAUUCGCGAUAGAGGUGAGUACCAAAGCACCAAUGUGAGCCUUUGACAAAAUUGUGUAAAACAACUCUCCGGGUUCUUAGCUCCCUUCACAAUGAAGCGCAAUCCAAAAAAUGUAAGUAAACGGCAUUUUAUAUCUAUUGUAUUGCUGAAAUGUGAAAACAAAUUUCGCUUUA
Messenger RNA from Sabethes cyaneus, 1659 nucleotides. RefSeq names its product transmembrane and ubiquitin-like domain-containing protein 2. Gene Ontology annotation, molecular function: protein binding. The transcript has 4 exons. The record is from RefSeq and is a predicted model, not a curated record. Lineage: Eukaryota; Metazoa; Arthropoda; Insecta; Diptera; Culicidae. Bases 289 to 1473 code for a protein of 394 amino acids.